CCUCCCCUUUCCCUCUCCGCCCCGUCCUUCCUUCUCUCUAGGCCCCCACCUCCGCCGCCGGCCGGAGCGGCACCGGCCGCCACCAUGAGUUCCUUCAGCUACGAGCCGUACUACUCGACCUCCUACAAGCGGCGCUACGUGGAGGCGCCCCGGGUGCACAUCUCCAGCGUGCGCAGCGGCUACAGCACCGCGCGCUCCGCGUACUCCAGCUACUCCGCGCCGGUCUCCUCCUCGCUGUCCGUGCGCCGCAGCUACUCGUCCAGCUCCGGCUCCUUGAUGCCGAGCCUGGAGAACCUCGACCUGAGCCAGGUGGCUGCCAUCAGCAACGACCUCAAGUCGAUCCGCACGCAGGAGAAAGCGCAGCUCCAGGACCUCAACGACCGCUUCGCCAGCUUCAUCGAGCGCGUGCACGAGCUGGAGCAGCAGAACAAGGUCCUGGAAGCCGAGCUGUUGGUGCUGCGCCAGAAGCACUCCGAGCCGUCCCGCUUCCGGGCGCUGUACGAGCAGGAGAUCCGCGACCUGCGCCUGGCGGCGGAAGACGCCACCAACGAGAAGCAGGCGCUCCAGGGCGAGCGCGAGGGGCUGGAGGAGACGCUGCGCAACCUGCAGGCGCGCUAUGAAGAGGAGGUGCUGAGCCGCGAGGACGCCGAGGGCAGGCUGAUGGAAGCGCGCAAGGGCGCCGACGAGGCUGCGCUCGCCCGCGCCGAGCUUGAGAAGCGCAUCGACAGCCUGAUGGACGAAAUCGCCUUUCUGAAGAAGGUGCACGAGGAGGAGAUCGCCGAGCUGCAGGCCCAGAUUCAGUAUGCGCAGAUCUCCGUGGAGAUGGACGUGUCCUCCAAGCCCGACCUCUCCGCCGCGCUCAAGGACAUCCGCGCGCAGUAUGAGAAGCUGGCCGCCAAGAACAUGCAGAACGCCGAAGAGUGGUUCAAGAGCCGAUUCACCGUGCUGACCGAGAGCGCCGCCAAGAACACCGACGCCGUGCGCGCGGCCAAGGACGAGGUGUCCGAGAGCCGCCGCCUGCUCAAGGCCAAGACCUUGGAGAUCGAAGCAUGCCGGGGCAUGAAUGAAGCGCUAGAGAAGCAGCUGCAGGAGCUGGAGGACAAGCAGAACGCCGACAUCAGUGCUAUGCAGGACACAAUCAACAAAUUAGAAAAUGAGCUGAGAACCACGAAGAGCGAAAUGGCCCGAUACCUAAAAGAAUACCAGGACCUCCUCAAUGUGAAAAUGGCUUUGGAUAUCGAGAUUGCAGCUUACAGGAAACUCUUGGAAGGUGAGGAGACCCGGCUCAGUUUCACCAGCGUGGGCUGCAUCACCAGCGGCUACUCCCAGAGCUCCCAGGUCUUUGGCAGAUCUGCCUACAGCGGUUUGCAGUCCAGCUCCUACCUGAUGUCUGCCCGCUCCUUCCCCUCUUACUACACCAGCCACGUCCAGGAGGAGCAGAUCGAGGUGGAAGAGACCAUUGAGGCUGCCAAAGCUGAGGAAGCCAAAGAUGAGCCCCCCUCUGAAGGAGAAGCUGAAGAGGAAGAGAAGGAGAAGGAAGAGGGUGAAGAAGAGGAGGGAGCAGAGGAGGAAGAAGUAGCCAAGGAAGAAUCUGAAGAGGCAAAGGAGGAGGAAGAAGGAGGAGGUGAAGGUGAAGAAGCAGAGGAAACCAAAGAAGCCGAAGAGGAGGAGAAGAAAGAUGAAGGUGCUAGCGAGGAACAAGCCACUAAGAAGAAAGAUUGAGCCCCCUUUUCCUUAACUAUUCCAGGAAAAAUUCUCCCGAAAUCCGGUCAACCUCAUCACCAACCAACCAGUUGAGUUCCAGAUCCUAUAUGAAUUAAGAAGUCAAUAUAUGUAUAAUUCUGAGAUGACCUAGGUCGGACAUUCAAUGUUGUGCUAUGACUUUUCUCCUUAUGCAGAGUAUCCGUUUGCUUGCAGAGUGGCUUUCUGGCUUGCUGCCAGCCUGUGCAUGGUUGACGCUUUUGAGUUCAGGAUCUAUGGCAAUGUGAAUCAUUCAGAUGUUUACAAUUAAAAAAAAAAUGAAUAAAUGAAUUUACUGAUGUUAAUGUUAAACCUCAUGGAAGAAUAGUAUUUUAAACCUUUGGUGGUUAGAAAUUAAAGACCUCAAGUUAUGUGCAAUAAAUAGUAAAUAAAGUUACACUGAAUGACGUAUUUCUUGCUGUGGCUUUUGUACUUAAUUUAAAUACCUUUAAAUGUGGCACCAAUAUAAACAAUAUACAAGUGAAAUACUGACCUUCAGUUUUUUGAAAAGCUAAAAUUUAACAGCUACAAUACCUUUCUUAUUUAAUUGGAAAUUCUGCGGGGUAAUACAGUUAGGUCAUGACUACAAAAUCUCUUCUCUCAAAAUUUUACUGAUAAGAAACAUUAGGAAGUGAAAGAGUCCAGAAAUGACUAUACUUUACUCUGCAAAAUGUGCUGUAUUAUGUUACUGGAUGAUUUUAUGGGAGGCAGUUUUGAAAUUAUAUGACAAAUACACCCUUCAUGGACAACUAGUAUGUAAUCAUGCAAUAUAGGUAGAAUAUGGAUCCCACAUGUUAAUCACUAUAGCUAGGUUUUCGAUACAUUCUAAAUAUGGGCAGAUAUUGAAACCUGAGCACAUGAUAUAACAAAAAGGAAUAAUGUUUCAUCAAUGCAUAAUUUAGAGAGGAGAAAGGCUAUCAAAGGUUAUUUGCCACUGUAAACACGUUGCCUGCAAUCCUGAGCUCAUCAUUCAGUGUGUUGUUCACUUAAUUCUAUUGCCUAAAAAUAAGUAGCAGUUAAUGUCACACAUUUUAAAUCUUUAAAAAAUUACAGACACCAGUAAUGAAAUUACUAGGAGACACUUAGGGGGAAGAUCAUACAUUUGUGUGUUACACUGGCAUUGCCCUGCCCGUCUUAGUUGGGAAAUACUUGGAUUUCAAUAACCAGUUGAACAAUGCAUAAAAACACCAGAAAUUGUCUGUCCGCUGUAAAGUUAUGAAAGCUCUUGCCUUUGCAUUUGCUGUGGAAUAUAGAUGAAAUUACUGUCUCUGCUGCUCUGCCUCUGUUCUUAAACAACUGCUCUGUCUGCUCACUUUGUUCAGUAUCUGUUUUUAAGAUGACCUUUGAGAGUUAUGAAUUUCACCUGAAACCAAAGUGGUCUCAAUUUCAAGUUAUGUGAUCCCUUUGCACUGCUGUAAAGAUUAGGCGUCUCCUCAGAAACCAAGCUUUUCACAUUUAUACUCAUUAAACAUGGGAGGAUGCACAUGGUUCCGCCUCAGACAGGUGCAAGCUGUACGGCGAAAGUGACUAGCCAAAUGGAAACAGCUGGUUGAUUUGAGAAAUACUUGGGUUAAGCAAGAACAUUGUUCCAUUCUCUAUCCUGUGUGCCAUAAUAAAAUACUUAAAAACUUAAA
Molecule: messenger RNA, 3374 nt
Organism: Chinchilla lanigera (long-tailed chinchilla)
Lineage: Eukaryota; Metazoa; Chordata; Mammalia; Rodentia; Chinchillidae
Gene: Nefl
Product: neurofilament, light polypeptide
Exons: 4
Coding region: 85-1722 (545 amino acids)
Biological process (GO): neurofilament bundle assembly
Cellular component (GO): cytoplasm; intermediate filament; axon
Molecular function (GO): structural constituent of postsynaptic intermediate filament cytoskeleton
Source: RefSeq, a predicted model, not a curated record